GCACCACUCAGUGAGCACCCAUCGCCGAGGACGGAUCCCUUAAUAAUAUUCCACUUUGUCUGUGCGCUAUCAACGUCAACAUUAUGGCCUUCAUGAUGCCCGUGGUGAAGAACGACUGGAACAUUUACAAGUCCCAGCGGCCGAGUGGCAACCGGCGCAGCUCGGAGAGCAGCCGCAAAGUGUCCGAGAGCCGCAGCAGCGAGUGUCCCAGCCUGUCGACGUCGCCGGGCUCGACCGACUUCUUCAGCCCGGCCCACCGGUCGGCGCCGAUGGCCGUGCGGACGUCGCACUCUUCGCGGGCCAGCCUGCAGUCGCCGAGCAAGGGCUCGUCGUCGGCCAGCUCGUCGCCGCCGAAGUCGACCGGCUCGCAGAGCUCGCUCAACAAGUUCCACUCGCGGCUCGUGGACAAGCUGAAGAGGUCGUUCCGGUCGAGUUCGUCCGACGACACUCGUUCCUCGUCUUGAGAUCCGGCCGCAGCGAGCACGCCGCCGCCGCCGCCUCCGCCGCCGCGCUCACACCCCAUCGAGAUCCGGGCGGCCCGCCGGCUGUCGUCGACGGCCUCUUCGUCGGCCUCGUCGACUCCGCACUCCCUGCAGAUGAGGCACUCGGUGCCCGCAAGCUUUUAGACUGAGUUGUUCAUCUGAUUUUUGAGACUACAAUACUUUUUCGUUAGUUAAUAUUCGAACGGUGCCUGAUUUCCGAAUUGUGAAAAAUAUAGAGACUUGGAACACCAGCAAGAAGAGAAGGCGUUCAACGUUUCAAGUCAGCGACAUUCCACGCACCCGCCUCGCGGAUUAUUAUUACAAAGGUGCCGGGGGUGCACACCUCGCACUGGGCAAUUAUUCAAUCUUUCAAUUUCUGGAAGUUUCCAAAGAAGGCAAGUACUUGGUUUGCUCUGAACAAAAUUCAAAUUCAACUUAGUUAAUUAAUUGCCCAUUGUCACGGUGAUGUCGUCGUCAUAAAUUUUGCGCUUUAUGUGCCACGAUCACACGCAUACUAAUAUAAUAUAUAAUAAAUAAUAAUUUUAUCAGUGAUAGUCUGACUGCUGUAUCAAAAAGAGUUACAUUACUACGCGCUAAUCUAAUUAGACUCCAGUCAUUUCCUAAUUGUAAGUAAUUCAUCUUCUUUGUAUAGAGAGUAAAGCGAUUUUUAUACUUUGGGAAUAAUGCCACACAAGGAUAGAUAUUAGAUUUUCCUUUUUGUAUGGUAUAUACUUUCUCUCGCUUAUUCAAUUGGUGCUGAUUACGAUUGGCCGUUUUAACAAAGAGGCACCACAUGCUGGAAAUUAGCAGCUAUUUUUCCUGUGAAAAGCAAAUAAUUUUCAAUUGAAAAAAAAAAAUAACAAUCGAAACAUUUAUAUCGGCUGACUGCAAUCUGUGAAAAGAAUUUGUGAGAGUAAUAAUUUAAGCAGAAAAAAUUACUAAUAGUAUUUGCAUUGAGUUUCCAAACACGCAAUGUUGACUGAUUAAAUCACGCUGUAUUUAAUGAAAUGUUGAACAAUGUUGAGUCGAACAGAAAAUUUAUUUGAAAACGGAAAUAAAAAGCUGUAAAAAAACCCAGCGGAUGAAAAUAAUAAAAACACAAAAGCGUCAAUGCUUCAUUAAAAGAAACAAACUAAA
Messenger RNA from Cloeon dipterum, 1619 nucleotides. RefSeq lists its product as uncharacterized. The coding region runs from base 84 to 464 and encodes 126 amino acids. NCBI's taxonomy places the organism in Eukaryota, Metazoa, Arthropoda, Insecta, Ephemeroptera, Baetidae. The transcript has a single exon. The record is from RefSeq and is a predicted model, not a curated record.